AUGACCCUCUCCACCAGCUUGAAAAGAUACUUCUCGAAUGGCUCCCACAAAUCCUCGACGGACAUCCCGUCCGCAACCGGCCCCGCCAUAUCCACCUCGUCCUCCGCGUUGUCCAAGAACGACCCGCUGUACGAGCCGGACAAGUCUGAAACCGCCAGCGUGCCCUCUCCGCCGCCGUCGGCAAGCACCGCCAACCCCGCCGCCAACAGCGCCGCGGGCAGCACCAGCUUCUCUGCAUUGAACAAGCCCUUGCCCAACGACCUCCAGCGCCAGCAGAGGAACCAGCAGGGCAAGAAACUGCCCUCCAACAUGAACAAGCUGUCGGUCGUGUCCUCGUCCUCGUCCUCGUCCUCUGCGCCGGCGCCAGCGUCCAAAAACGCCUGCACCUCACCGCUCAACAAGUCCCUCACCGGCGGCAUCGGCAUGCACUCAAACUGCUCGACCUCCGGCAACAUCAACAUGGCCAGCCCCAACGUCAACCUGAGCCCAAGCUUCAGCUUCAACAAGCCCUUCGGCGGGCCGUCGUCCCCGGUCGACAUUUUCGAGAGAAACGUCCAGAAUGCCGACCUCUCAACAGACCUUUCGAACAGCCCUUUGGCCAACAACAGCAACUUCAGCACCAGCACAAACAACAGCACCUUGAACGUCGACUUACCCUCCUCCGGGCCCCGUCCUCAUUCACAACCACAGGCACAGUUACCGUCCCGGUCAGGCUCUCGCUCCCAUUCCCGCUCCCAGUCCUUCACCAACCUGAACAACUCCUACAUCCUCUCCAAUUGUAGACCCCGUCACCUACUAUCCGAAAACUACACCUCCCCUGUUUUGGACUCGACUGUGGAAUUGAUAUCCAGCCAGAAAUUUGACGAUACCGACGUGGUCGAGGUUCCGCAUGCCCGUACUUCCGAGCAACUUUUCAAGAGCCACUCGCAUGUCUCCAACGCCUCCUUCUCAGGCUCAUCUUCUCAAAGACUCUCUAUCUCAAGGAAAUACUCGAACCCGGCCAAUAAUGGGCCAGCGAAGAAUCAGAUCAACUUGGAGCAUCUCCAAACAUCCUUCUCCCACAACAGAUCGAGAUCAUCUUUCUCAAACGUAUCCUCUCCUCUGCUCAAGACAAAGUCAGAAUCUCACUGUACAUGCAGCAAUAAUCACAACAAUGCCACCUCUAAUAAUCCCCUCAAUGCUGAUUCUCCUCUUGUGUCUCCGCAAAGGAAAUCGAUUUCAUUCUAUUCUUAUUUGGAUCUUUUGAAUUAUGAGAGACUUUCAAGUGGUAACAACAAGAACUACGCCAGCAGUAGCUCUCCUUCUCCUCCAACUUAUAAUAACGACUUUUUGAAAAGACAGAGUGAUUUGUAUGACGCCCAAGAAGAAGCAGAAGAUCUGAGAGACUUGAAUAAUGCGCAGUUGUUGGAAAACCAGCUCACUGGCGACCUUUUGUCCAUUAACUGUCCGAAGCACGGAAUCGCGGCAAGAAGAAUGGCUCAUCAAGGUUGCAUGGAGGACGGCGACGCAAGAAUCGAUGAAGAGUUGAAUAUAAACAAACCUAAAAGCUCAAAAGGCACCAGUGCCAACAACGCCGAAACUAAACAUUCUGGUCGUGGAACCCCACUAUACAGCGUUUUUUCUUCUCAUUCUGCUAUAGCUGAUGACCACAAUCAAACCCAGGAAGAAGAAGAAGAAGAGGAGGAGCAAGACGGCUCCAUCCAAUCCUGGGUUCCAGAAGACAACAACCUCAACAGCGAAAACUCAAGAACUGGGUCAAGACGCCAGAGCAUUGUUGAGGAAAUGGCCAGCUUGAAAAGUUGUACCACCAACAACUCUUACUUUGAAGAUGAAUUGGAAGAAUGUUCCACCCACGACACUGGCUCCAGAAUCGGGGUUCCUGUUGUCAACGUCUGUUCAGCCAACGACUAUCUAUCUUCAAGAACCAGAGAGUUGAGAAACAGCUUUGUUUGCAACGACCCCACACUAACUCCGAAAAAGAUAUUUCAACAACAGUAA
Messenger RNA from Pichia membranifaciens NRRL Y-2026, 1998 nucleotides. RefSeq lists its product as hypothetical. NCBI's taxonomy places the organism in Eukaryota, Fungi, Ascomycota, Pichiomycetes, Pichiales, Pichiaceae. The coding region runs from base 1 to 1998 and encodes 665 amino acids. The transcript has a single exon. The record is from RefSeq and is a predicted model, not a curated record.